Eriocheir sinensis (Chinese mitten crab) is the source of this 2611-nucleotide messenger RNA. It is a transcript of the gene Nct, whose product is annotated as nicastrin-like. The transcript has a single exon. Bases 381 to 2513 code for a protein of 710 amino acids. Gene Ontology annotation, biological process: Notch receptor processing; protein processing. The record is from RefSeq and is a predicted model, not a curated record. Gene Ontology annotation, cellular component: membrane. NCBI's taxonomy places the organism in Eukaryota, Metazoa, Arthropoda, Malacostraca, Decapoda, Varunidae.
GACUAUCUAUACAUGCAUAUUAGAUUGCCGUAUAUAGUGAUUGUAUGUAUGCGUAAUUUUUUUUUUUUUUUUUUUUUUUGUAUUUGCGUGUGAGUAUGUCAAAAGAUGAAGGUCAGUAGAAAAAGAAGGAAGUUAAAAGAGUAAGGACGUCAGGUCAGAGGGAGAAGAAAAAACAAUAAAAAAGAUUAAAAAAAAAGAUGAAAAAGAUAAAAAAAGGAGGUAAAAGAAGGGAUCGGAGGUCGAAAGAAGGAAAAGAAGGUAAAAAAAGGAGAAGAACGAGGUAAAAGAAAGGAGGAGGAGGUCAAAAGAAGGAAAAGAAAGCGGUAGAAAAAAAGGAGGAGGAGGAAGAGGUCAAAAGAAGAAGAAGAAGGUAAACAAAGAUGGCGGUGAUGUGUGUCAUCCCGCUGAGGCUCUCCGCGCUAUUAUGGCUGGUCCUGGCCCUCACAGCCGGCACCCACGGGGACAGGGUCAAGAACAAGAUAUACCAGGACAUCCAGGGUGACAUGGCGUGCUUCAAGAGGUUCAACGGCACACAUGAGAUCGGCUGCACCUCAAAGUUCUACGGCAACCUGGGGGCGGUCCAUGUCGUGUCCGAGCCCGAGAACCUGACGUGGGUGCUGCAGCAGGGCCCUCACGCCCCCUACGUGCUGGCCCUCUACCCGGAGCUCAUGACGGUGGAGGUCCUGCAGCAGGCACAGGACUCCGGGAAGGUGUCCGGGGUGAUCCUGAUGGUGGAGGAAGAUUUUGAUCCCGCCACCCUCACCAACGGUUUUUCCGGGGAGAAGAAGUGUCCUAAUGAAGAGCUGGGCAUGUACAGUGCGUCCGGCAAUCCAGACUAUGCCGGGUAUUGCCACAAGAAACCCUGGAACGCAGAUGGCACGUCUCUCCUCUACAUGAAUUGGAACUUCCCGAUUUUUCUGGUUGACGAUCAAACCUCCAUCAAUAAUGUCAUAGAUUGUUACAAAGGCUUCAAUGAGCCAGUGGAUGGAGAGGCGAGGUCGUGGCCCCUGUGUUACUCCGAGCUCAAGUCCAACAUGUUCGGCACGACCAACUCCGAGGUGUGUAUGCGACGCAGAGCCAUCAACUCCAGGUUUCAGUCUGUCAACUUUUGUGACCCACUCCAGGACUACAACAUCUGGGGCAGCCUCAAGCCCAUGAACAGCACAGAAGUUAUUCCUGAGAAGUCCGUCAUCAUUGUUGCCACAAGAAUGGAUGCCGCCUCCAUGUUCGACAACAUCUCCCCAGGGGCAAACUCUGCCAUCUCAGGUUUGGUGACGCUGAUGAUUGUGGCAGAGGCAAUAAACAAACUGAAGGAUGAGAUUAUGAAGUCAGAAACUGAAAAAAACGUGCUGUUUGUCAUAUUUCAAGGCGAGACCUGGGGCUAUAUAGGGUCUUCUCGGAUGGUGUGGGACAUGGAGAAAGGACAGUUUCCUUUCGAGCCACAGAAGGAUAUGUCAGACCAGAUAGCUCAGCUUAACUUCACUCAUAUAAAUUCCAUCAUUGAACUAUCUCAGGUUGGCCUGGGAGUGACAGGGGAUGUAAGUAACCUGUUCCUACACACUGAUCCAGUAUCUAAUGUUGAUCCAGAUAUCCUAAGUGGGACAAAUGUGGUGAUGGAAUCUCUUCAGCGAGCUGCGGGUGGGUCUGACUUUGUGAAAAUGGAGACGGCUGGUGAUGCACCACUCCCACCAGCUUCCCUUCAGAGUUUCUUGAAGAAAGUGAACAUCUCCGGUGUUGUUAUUACUGACCACAAGGAGGCAUUCGUGAAUGAGUUCUAUGAGAGUAUUUUUGAUAAUUAUCGUAAUGUUAAUUAUAGCACCAGCUCUGAGAAUGCAAGUCAAACAGAGGACACGUAUCACCUGCAAGUGUCCCGUGUUGCAAGUGUGGUUGCAACAGCAGUUUACUCGCUCCUCACCAACUCUCAACCGUCGUCCCUGAUAGCUGUCAACGAGACUCUUGCAGACCAGCUUCUGUACUGCUACAUGAAAAAUGUGAGUUGUCAGAUGUUCCAAGAGUACGGUGGUGAAGAUCUGAUGCUGAGGGGCUUCUUCAACGACAAGCCGGCCAAGAUGUACGUGAGUGUCAGGCAGGGAGAGAGUGGGCGGACAUCAGUCACCCGUUCUAUAUUUGCCAGUCUUUUGGGUGAAAAGAAGGAAGACUACAAUAGAAGUUCUUGUACAACAGACAGUCUUUACCAAGUGAAUCAGUUUUAUUACUUUCCAUCAGUAGGUAAUGGCACUUGCUACCAGUCAACUGUAAGAAAAACUGAAGCCAUGAGCCCUGCUUUCUUGAUUGAUGAUUAUGACUGGCAAUCUGGAGAGUUUUCCACAUGGACUGAAAGUGGAUGGCAAUUGACAGAAUUGAGAAUAUUCCUUCGGCCCUCGGUGAUGGAGGAGGUUGCCUUGGUGAGUGGCGGAGUUGUUUCACUGUUACUUUCUUUUGUACUCGUUUAUUUCAUGAACAAAAAAGCAGAUGUUCUCUUUGGUGUAAUUAGUCCUCCAGAAGCUUGCUGAAGCUUUUAGAAUAAUUAUUCAUCAGUACUGUGAUCAUGCAUUUUAUAUUAAGAUAUUUCCACUGAUCUCGGAUAUAAUAUAAUAUCAUAUCAUGUAUG